Aureobasidium pullulans EXF-150 is the source of this 714-nucleotide messenger RNA. RefSeq names its product Alg14-domain-containing protein. Gene Ontology annotation, biological process: dolichol-linked oligosaccharide biosynthetic process. Lineage: Eukaryota; Fungi; Ascomycota; Dothideomycetes; Dothideales; Saccotheciaceae. Gene Ontology annotation, cellular component: UDP-N-acetylglucosamine transferase complex. The transcript has a single exon. The record is from RefSeq and is a predicted model, not a curated record. The coding region runs from base 1 to 714 and encodes 237 amino acids.
AUGGCUCUACUCAAUGCCCCCCUUCUCGCAACCCUCGCAACGAUCGCCCUCUUCGCCUUUCAAUAUCUGACCCUACGACUUCUCUCGCUGGCUCCACACCGUCGCCCUCCGCCAACACCUCGCGAGCGCGGCACACCAGCCCACCUUUUGAUCGUCCUCGGCAGCGGCGGCCACACAGCAGAGAUGAUCUCCAUGCUCCGUCGCAGCAACGUCACCAAGUACUUCACCCACCGCACCUGGCUAGUUUCCUCCGGCGAUGGCUUCUCCGCCGCAUUCGCCAAAGAAUUCGAGCAAGAGCUCGGGGAAAAGGCAGGCACAUAUAGAGUCGUCGAAGUCAGGAGAGCGAGAAAGGUACAUCAGAGUCUGCUCUCAGCACCCUGGAGUUGUCUCUUGUGUUUGGGAGAUUGUUUGAAGCUGCUUCGACCUUCUCUUGAUGGACAAUAUGGCUAUCCGGAUCUGAUUCUCACCAAUGGCCCUGCGACGGCGACGAUACUGGUCUUUGCGUCUGUACUUCUACGCUUCUUGGGUUUACAAGGAAGACAAGGCAGAGGCGAGAUGCGCACAAUCUACGUUGAGAGCUGGGCGAGAGUCAAGAAACUCAGUCUGAGUGGAAGAUUGCUUUGCUGGGUCGUAGACCGCGUGCUAGUGCAAUGGGAGCAGUUACAAGGCGCUGGAGCUGGAGGACGAGCCGAGUUCAAGGGUGUCCUGGUUUGA